UCCAUUUGAUGCGUUUAGAGAUGGGCAUUUAUGUGGUGGAUGGAGUCAGUAUCUAGCAUGGAUUCAAUCCAUACUAAUUGCGGCUUUCCUGACGUGACUGUUAUAGUUCUUGUGUAUAAGACGAAAAACCACUGUUGCUAAGAAAGUACAUCCGCAUCCUCUUGUGCCUGUGCUUCUUCUAUCGAUAUGCCGGCUCUCACUCUGAAGACUAUUAUAUCCGAGUCAACGUACGGUGGACUUGCAGAUGUCUACAGAUGCGUAUUGCUCAGCGACGCGAGUCUGGAAGAAGUUGCAGUCAAAUGCCCACGGUAUUCAAGUCUUACAGACGCCGUAGUUGCCAAAAUAAAUCAUAAUCUUGAACGCGAAAUCAAGGUCUGGACCAGAUUAAAUAAUCGGUAUGUAUUGCGCCUGCGUGGCACCGCAACAGGUUUCGGUAUAUUUCGAGCAUUGGUUUCCCCCUGGAUGCCGAACGGGACAUUGAACUCCUAUCUUACUCGUGAAAAUAAAACCCUUGUGGGGAUGGACAAGCUUCACAUUCUUAAACAGAUCACUGAGGGCCUCGAACAUCUCCACGACAAUGACGUGAUUCACGGCGAUCUGACCAGUAACAAUGUCCUAAUUGCUGCUGAUGGAUCCCCGCGCCUCGCAGACUUCGGUGUUUCGAAUAUCAUGGUUCAAUCUAACCCGGAAUUUUCCUUCCACAGUGGCGCAGUUCGUUGGGUAGCUCCAGAACUCAUCAACCUCUCGGAAGGUGAAACCGUGCCAUGUGCCACCAAAUCCAGUGAUAUAUAUGCUCUUGGGUGUAUCAUGCUCGAGGUAUUAUACGGUGAACUACCCUACUGGUGGAUCAAGCAAGCCCGCCUUGUCAUAGCACCAAAGCUCAAAGGCCAAGAGCCCAUUAAAGAAAACAUCAUGCAAAUUCAGGCAGAUCAUCUGGAUUUCAUGCGGCGGUGUUGGUCAAUCGAGAGUGAGAAUCGUCCACCAGUGAAGGAGGUACUGUGCUUUCUCGAGAGAGCUAUCUCUAACGGGGCCCCAUCUACAUAAUGCCCCUGUUCGGAACUGGUUCAUCCUCAUCUUUUUUGUUUUAGCUGCCUCAUUGGCAUAGUACAGUGUUCAAGCAUAUAAUACAUGAUCGCAUAUCUACAACUCAAAAUUUUAACAGUAUGAAUGAUAUCGAUAUUUUACAAGAGCAGACCUAUAUCCUGCUACAGUUCGCACAGGUACAAUAUCAAGGUCUCAUCAAUUCACUGAUGUCUCAGAUC
Suillus plorans is the source of this 1262-nucleotide messenger RNA. RefSeq names its product kinase-like domain-containing protein. The record is from RefSeq and is a predicted model, not a curated record. Lineage: Eukaryota; Fungi; Basidiomycota; Agaricomycetes; Boletales; Suillaceae. Gene Ontology annotation, cellular component: cytoplasm. Gene Ontology annotation, biological process: protein phosphorylation. The coding region runs from base 187 to 1044 and encodes 285 amino acids. The transcript has 10 exons. Gene Ontology annotation, molecular function: ATP binding; protein serine/threonine kinase activity.